AUGCCUAAUGUAUCGGUUGAAUCGACUGAUCAUCCCAACGAAGUGGAAAGAAAUAUAGAGAAGAAUAAUGAAAAAGAAUUGAAGGAAGAUAGUAGAGCCAUGUCUCAGGAAGAAAUACUUUCUCACAAAUUGCUAGUUGCAAUUGAAAAACAAGCAGCAUUAGACGAACGAUACGCCGAUGAAAUUCACAAAAACGAAGUGUUGGAAGAAAGAAUUCGUAAAUUAGAAGAAAAUAUUUUAACACAGGAAAAAACCAAACAGCUGGCAAUUGAAACUGAGGAUGUGGGUGAGAAAUUACGGCGAACGGAGGCAAAAUAUCAAACUGUAGAAAUUGAACGGGAUCGAGUCCAAAGUGAGAUUGAAGAAUUAACCAGCUCUUUGUUUGAAGAAGCGAAUCGAAUGGUAGCAGAUGCUAGGAAAGAAACAUUCGUUUAUCAGCGGCGUGCUUCUCAACUCCAAAAACAGUUAGCCGAUACCGAAACACUUUUAACAAAUGCUCAAUCCCAGUUGAUUGAGCUAAAGUCCGUUAUGCAAAACAUGUCUGAUUCCUAUGAACAGACUAUUCAUUCUCCUAUGCGGCCCGGUUCUUCCACUCAUGAUUCAGCUUCUAUAGCUAGCGCUGGUUCUUCUACGCCAGCUUUGGAAGAAGCCUUACAUCGAAAUACCCCUAAUCAUGUAAAAUCCGCCUCCUUUGAAAGUCCAAGGACGUCAGUUAAUUCCAAUUAUGUAUACCCGGCUGCUCACCGUCAUUUUGAGCAAAUUCACGAUCAAAGAGCAGCAACAAGUCUCGGUAUUCAUCAUCCUUCUCAUGUGCAUCGUGUACGAACGGUCGUUGAAGACAGGUCUAGUAGUGCCUCUCCCCCUCCUACUCCAGUCGUCGUUACAGACUCACCACCUCCGUCUACUUAUUAUGUAACGCCCGUAAAUUCAGCUGUUUUUAACGCUAGUCAGCCCAACUUAUCUGAAGCAAUGAAUCUCCAAAAUCCUUCUUUUUCUGAGUUUCAUGCUUUGUUAACCUAUUCCUCUAAGUCAGUUCAAUCAAGAACUACAUUAAACCGUAUGUCUUCUUCUUCAUCGUUAAAAAAUAUUGCUCUACAAAAUCGAACUGCUCAUACGCCAGCAAGUGCGAAGCAAUCUUCUUCAUCACCGUCUCAUCCGUCUUUCUUACCGCCCGCUUCGCGCUGUCUUCGAGAAUUUGCUUUUUUUAAACGAUGUCUUGAAGAGGAUAUUGACCCAACCUUACGGUUGGAUCACGCAGUCGGCCUCUCGUGGUUAGCCCGUCGAUCAAUCUAUGCAGCUAUUUUAGACGCUUCGUUAAUUAUUAACCCUAUGUCUUCAUCAUCACCGCAAGCCUACUCUCCUUGUUCCCUUUGUGGUGAUAAUCGAGAAGACAGUCUUCGCUCUUUUGAAUUCAGGUCUCGUCCUGAUGGUACGUCUUAUGCUUGUUGUAACUAUUGCGUUGCCCGAUUACGCAGCGUUUGCGGGUUUAUAUCAUUUCUAUACCAAGUUGCUAAAGGUGUUUGGGAUUCCUGUUCUGUUGAAAAGACUUGGACGGAGUGCAUCCUUAAGCGUGAAGCAAUGUUUUAUUCACGAACAGGAUUAACUAAGGAACUUGGUAGUUGA
This is a messenger RNA of Schizosaccharomyces octosporus yFS286, 1623 nucleotides long. Its product is annotated as guanyl-nucleotide exchange factor Sec2. Gene Ontology annotation, molecular function: guanyl-nucleotide exchange factor activity. The transcript has a single exon. Gene Ontology annotation, cellular component: cell tip; Golgi to plasma membrane transport vesicle. Gene Ontology annotation, biological process: exocytosis. Lineage: Eukaryota; Fungi; Ascomycota; Schizosaccharomycetes; Schizosaccharomycetales; Schizosaccharomycetaceae. The record is from RefSeq and is a predicted model, not a curated record. Bases 1 to 1623 code for a protein of 540 amino acids.